CACUCAUUGACGGAAGUUCUAUGAAAAUGAGGCCACUGUAAUUACACAAGUACCCUCCACAACCAAAAAAAUCUGAAAUCUGCCACUCUUGCAACAAUCCAUCAAAACCUCAAUUCAGAACUCAUCAAAGCUCUAGCAGAAGUACCAAGGCCGUAUGGAGGACGAGACAGCAGAGAGCAGGAAGAAAGCAAGACUAGCCAUUAUGGAACUGGCUAACAUGAUAAGCGUGCCCAUGUCUCUCCAUGCCAUCGUCCGUCUCAACGUACCUGAUGCCAUCUGGCAACGCGGAGCCAACACCCCUCUCUCCGCCCUCCAGAUUCUCUCUCGGGUCCUCCCUCCUGGCGGCGGAGAUCCCGAGAACCUCCAGCGUAUCCUCCGUAUGCUCACCAGCUACGGUGUUUUCACUGAACACCUUGACUGUACUGACUCCCCUGAAAGAAAAUACUCCCUCACUGACAUCGGAAAAACACUCGUAACGGACGCUGAGGGUCUAUCAUAUGCACCAUACGUGCUUCAGCACCACCAGGAUGCUUUGAUGAGAGCGUGGCCAUUGGUGCACGAGGCAGUGUUGAAUCCAACAUCAGAGCCGUUCGUGAUGGCAAAUGGUGAGGCAGCUUACAGUUACUAUGGAAAGAAGCCAGAAAUGAAUGGACUGAUGCAAAAGGCUAUGUCAGGUGUAUCAGUGCCAUUCAUGAGCGCUAUAUUGAACAGCUAUGAUGGGUUUAAAGAGGUGAAGAGAUUGGUGGACGUGGGAGGGAGUGCAGGGGAUUGCCUGAGAAUGAUUUUACAGAAACAUCCCCAUAUAAAUGAAGGGAUCAAUUUUGACUUGCCUGAAGUGGUUGCCCAAGCACCAAACAUUCCGGGCGUGAGCCACGUUGGAGGUGACAUGCUUAAAUCCAUUCCUGCUGGUGAUGCAAUCUUCAUGAAAUGGAUCUUGACUACCUGGACGGAUGAUGAGUGCAAGCUGAUAAUGGAGAAUUGUUACAAGGCACUUCCUGCAGGAGGCAAACUGAUUGCAUGUGAGCCAGUGUUGCCCAAGGAAUCAGAUGAUAGUCAUCGGACUCGGGCUCUCCUGCAAGGUGACAUUUUUGUGAUGACAAUUUACAGGGCCAAGGGUAAGCAUAGGACAGAAGAAGAAUUCAAACAGCUUGGCCUCUCUGCUGGUUUCCCUCAUUUUCGAGCAUUCCAUUUUGAUUACUUCUACACUGUCUUGGAAUUUCAAAAAUAGAAUGGAAAACUACCUGACUCAAUAAAAGAUACAGAUAAAAAUAAAAAUAGGAACCUCAUAUGCUGAUCUUUAUUUGUUUGUCAAUUGCUUUUCUAAUUUCCCAACGUAAGAGUUGAUUAUAUAUGCUGUUUGUUGACAAGAGCAUUGCUAGGACUGGACUGUACCUUUAUGAUAUUGUUGUUUGCACCAAAGGGUGCUUUUGUUUCUAUCAAAUAAGACUUAAUUUGGAGGUCUUUAUUUGU
This is a messenger RNA of Durio zibethinus, 1470 nucleotides long. RefSeq names its product O-methyltransferase family protein. Gene Ontology annotation, molecular function: protein dimerization activity; O-methyltransferase activity. NCBI's taxonomy places the organism in Eukaryota, Viridiplantae, Streptophyta, Magnoliopsida, Malvales, Malvaceae. The record is from RefSeq and is a predicted model, not a curated record.